GGGCGGCGGCGGCGGCGGAGCGAUGAUCGCGGAGUUGGUGAGCAGCGCCCUGGGGCUCGUCCUGUACCUCAAUACGCUCGGCGCGGAUUUCUGCUACGAUGACAGCCGAGCUAUCAAGACAAACCAGGAUCUACUUCCCGAAACACCAUGGACUCAGAUAUUCUACAAUGACUUCUGGGGCACUCUCCUUACCCACAGUGGGAGCCAUAAAUCAUACCGACCUCUCUGCACGCUCUCUUUUCGCAUUAACCAUGCUAUUGGAGGAAUGGAUCCUUGGAGCUACCACCUUGUAAAUGUCCUCUUACAUGCUGCAGUCACAGGUCUUUUCACAAAUUUUUCACGAAUACUUUUUGGUGAUGGAUAUUGGACCUUACUUGCUGGCCUGCUGUUUGCUUCUCAUCCCAUUCAUACUGAAGCGGUGGCAGGAAUUGUGGGAAGGGCUGAUAUUGGAGCUUGCCUUUUCUUUCUGCUCUCCUUGUUGUGUUAUACUAAACACUGCUGCGCAAGAAGCUAUUCGGAAGGAACCUGGGGCUGGAUCUUGGGUGCAGGGCUUUGUGCCACUUGCAGCAUGUUGUGGAAGGAGCAAGGAGUGACUGUACUAGCAGUUUCAGCGGUUUAUGAUGUCUUUGUAUUUCACAGACUAAAAAUACACCAAAUCAUUCCUGCUAUCUAUAAGAGGAAGAACUUGCCACUCCUUUUGAGCAUUGGGUUAUUGAUCUUCUGGGGAGCUUUGCUGCUCGGUCUUCGCUUCUACUGGAUGGGGAACAAACCUCCCAGCUUUUCCAACUCUGAUAAUCCAGCAGCUGACUCGGACACUUUUCUAACACGAACGCUGACCUUUUUUUACCUGCCAACCAAAAACCUUUGGCUAUUGCUGUGCCCAGACACUCUUAGCUUUGAUUGGUCCAUGGAUGCUGUGCCUCUUCUCAAAACAGUCAGUGACUGGAGGAACCUACACACAGUGGCCUUUUACGCUGGACUCGUUCUCCUUGCUUACACCAGUUUGAAAAGCUCCGGCAAAGACAGAGAAUGCAAUGGGAAAAAUGUAACAAAUGGCAAGCCAAAUGCCAAUGGUCAUAACUGCAUAUCGGAAAUGGAGUAUAAAAGCCUGGAGUUGAAGUCAAGUUUUUUAUCUAAAGAAGAAAACGGCAUUAACAAACACUUGCUGCAGAGACCACAACUUCCCUCAACUGAGAAUAUUGUAGUUCUGUCGCUGUCUUUAUUAAUUGUUCCCUUUAUUCCUGCCACAAACUUGUUUUUUUAUGUAGGCUUUGUGAUAGCAGAGCGUGUCUUGUAUAUACCUAGUAUGGGCUUCUGCCUGCUGAUCACUGUAGGCACCAGGACCCUCUAUAUCAAAGCCCAAAAGCGCUUUCUCAAGAACUUGUUUUUUUUUACCACUGCUGCAUUAAUUUUUUUGUACGGACUCAAGACAUUUGUCAGGAAUGGGGACUGGCAGAAUGAAGAGAUGCUGUAUAAGUCAGGGAUAAAAGUAAAUCCAGCAAAAGCAUGGGGUAACCUUGGAAAUGUUCUGAAGAGCCAGAGCAAGAUUUCUGAAGCUGAGAGCGCCUACAGAAAUGCCUUGUACUACCGCAGCAACAUGGCUGAUAUGCUUUAUAAUUUAGGAUUGCUGCUGCAGGAGAACAGCAGGUUUUCAGAAGCACUACAUUAUUAUAAAUUGGCUAUUGGAAGCAGACCUACUUUAGCAUCUGCCUAUUUAAAUACUGGUAUUAUCUUAAUGAACCAAGGCAAGGCUGAAGAAGCCAAGAAGACAUUCUUGAAGUGUUCAGAAAUUCCUGAUGAAAACUUAAAAGACCCUCAUGCUCAUAAAAGCUCUGUUACUAGCUGCCUUUAUAAUUUGGGAAAACUUUACCAUGAACAGGGACAGUAUGAGGAUGCCCUCACAGUUUACAAAGAAGCAAUAUUAAAAAUGCCAAGGCAGUUUGCACCGCAGAGCUUGUAUAAUAUGAUGGGAGAAGCCUACAUGAGACUCAGCAGAUUACCUGAAGCAGAACAUUGGUAUGUGGAAUCUCUGCGCUCCAAAACAGACCACAUUCCAGCUCAUCUCACAUAUGGGAAACUCCUGGCUUUAACGGGUCGUAAGAAUGAGGCAGAAAAGUAUUUCUUAAAGGCAAUUCAGCUCGAUCCUACCAAGGGAAACUGUUAUAUGCAUUAUGGCCAGUUUCUCCUAGAAGAAUCUCGCCUGAUAGAAGCAGCAGAGAUGGCAAAGAAAGCGGCUGAGUUAGAUAACACAGAGUUUGAUGUUGUAUUCAAUGCGGCUCACAUGCUCCGACAAGCUAGCCUCAAUGAAGCAGCUGAGAAGUAUUAUAAAAUGGCAGCUGAGCUGAGACCUAAUUAUCCAGCUGCCCUAAUGAAUCUAGGGGCAAUUCUUCAUCUCAAUGGCAAGCUCCUAGAAGCUGAAGCAAACUAUCUCCGUGCCCUUCAGUUUAAACCAGAUGAUGUCAUCACACAGUCAAAUCUACGCAAACUCUGGAAUAUUAUGGAAAAGCAAGGCUUAAGGACAUCCAAAACAUGACAUGGGGUGGAAAAAUCCUUGAAACUCCCUCCCUCCCUCUCUCUUUUGCAAAGGGUGAAAAACAUCAAUCCAGAACAACUUCCAGGGUGCUGUUUUAUUGAGUACUCUUGUUGGACUGGACUGCAAUGGUCCAAGGUUGUAAUUGCUGCUAGGAGAAACCUUUAGGGCUGCUUUUUGGUGUGACAUUUUGACAAUAAGAGGGAGGUAGAAACUCUCUUAGCAGCUUCAUGAAGGAUUUGAGAGUUACUGCCACAAUCAUAAAAGUGAAAUAGAUUUGAAACUGGAGCACUUGAAAUUGGCCCUUUCAGCAUAGUCACCAGGUCAUCUUCUCAUUUUCAUGUGCUUUCUAGUAGAAAAUCAUGCUGGCCUAUAUAACAUCCACCCAGUCAACAUGAGAAUUUAGAAAAGGAUAAAGACUGGCUUAAGUUUUUUUUUUUUUUUUUUUUGAGGCUGAAAUUCAUUAAAAUGUAUACUAAAACCCAAUGUGUUUGCAAUUUGUCUUAAUAUUGUGUAUCUCCUUAGAGCUGUCUGCUUAUCUGUUUCACAGACUAGCCACAAACAUUUGAAAAAGAUUUGAAAGAUGUGACACCAUUUGGAACAUUUCUUAACAAGUACACAUUUUGUUUUAUCCUGUGGUUAAAAACAUCAUAAAAAUAGAUAUCUUAUUUGCUGUGGUGCAACUGUUGCAAAUGGAAUCAACUAGGGAUAGUGAAUGGGGCUGUAAUGGAGCAUUUCACUCAUCCAACUGAAAUAGAUCCAGUCAUGAAGUAGUAAGGCAGAACUCUAGAGUCUAGAUUUUCUCAUGUCUACCCUGUCCUUGUUUAAAGUGGGAGUGAGCUAAAUUUUAUAACAAAAGUUGUGCAUUGGUACUGGAUGGUGAACAUUCCUCUCCCUCCUCUCUUCCUCUCUGUUGCUUCAGGCAUGUUUUUAUUAGCUCAGCUCAUUUCCAGGGUCAGAAUCGGACUAGGAGAAACAUGUGCAUGGUAAUGAAGUGAUAGAUUGUGGAGAGGAUUUGGCUCCUUUCACCAACGUACACCAUGUUUUUGUUGUUGUUUUUGAAGUCCCACCUUCAUGUGCAUAUUCCUCAUUUUAAAUGUGACUGGGGCAUAUAUGAGGUUUAAACAUGGGUCCUCUGUCACACUUAACCUAGCCCUUAGUACAUUGAAAACAAAGGACAGUAUAAUGUAGGACAACCUGGUACUGUCCCUGUUCUUGAACGUAUGCAGAAAACUGUAGCUUGAUUGCUGUGUAGCUCCUCUGGUUUGAAGAUACGAUGAAGUACAGAGAGAGGUGUGCAUAGCAAUCACGCACAGGGCAGUUGUAUGUCAGUGUAAAGAUGAUACAGUCCUGCCCUGUGCCAAAGUGCAAUUGGGCCCAUACCAAUAAAAAAAGGAUUCUAACCUUUUAACGGUAUCUCUUCUUCUAGACCACCUACACUUUGAAAAAGGGUUUAUUAAGUUAACAUGGCCACCUUCAGUGUAAUUUUUCUCGGUAGAAAGACAAGAUUCAAAUCAAUCAAUCAAUGUUUUUGAAAUGCUAGCAAUGAGAUUUCUCAGAGCAGUUUGUGGGAAGGGAAACAUUUUGCUACAGGCAGCAAUAAAACUAAAAGGAUUUAAUGCUUUUAACAUCUAGCGAACUCACAGGGUGUUAGACGAAAAGGGAUUAUGUGAUUGACAAUGGUUGCCAAUUAUUUUUGCAUAUAUUUAACAUUUCUACAUACAGAAAAAUAUUUGUGCAG
Molecule: messenger RNA, 4271 nt
Organism: Elgaria multicarinata webbii
Lineage: Eukaryota; Metazoa; Chordata; Lepidosauria; Squamata; Anguidae
Gene: TMTC2
Product: transmembrane O-mannosyltransferase targeting cadherins 2
Exons: 12
Coding region: 23-2533 (836 amino acids)
Biological process (GO): protein O-linked glycosylation via mannose
Cellular component (GO): endoplasmic reticulum membrane
Molecular function (GO): mannosyltransferase activity; protein binding
Source: RefSeq, a predicted model, not a curated record